AUGGAUGGUCACACAGUUGUCGGCGCCGUUUCGGCGCCGUCUACGAGUCCUACCAGCCCUGUGAGCCUCCAUCGCCAUAACUCUAUGAAGCGAAAGCGCAGUGAAGGAGGUCUUGGAAUCGAUAGUAGUCCUGGAAGCGUUAUCGGCGAUGAUGACCCUUCUAUGGCAGAGCCCGAAAAGAAGAGACAGCCUGGCGUGAAGCGUGCCUGUAACGAAUGUAGACAGCAGAAACUCAGGUGCGAUGUUGUCCAAGAACCGUUUCAAAGUUGUUCGAGGUGUAAUCGUCUAAAGCUCGAGUGCAAGAUCGAGUCCAAUUUUAAACGUAUCGGCAAGAGGUCAAAACAUGCCGAGAUGGAAAAAGAGAUCGAUCGACUACGACGCAAAAUAGCCCAGGCUAAGGCACAGGGGUUUGUGAUAGAAGACGACGAAGAACUGCAAUCCCAAUUGCAAUCCCCCGUCGCAAAUAGUGCGUAUUCGCAUACCCGAAAUCCUUCCCUCAUGGGAUCUGAUGAGGCUGUCACCUCCCUUCUAACUCUCAAGCGGGGAGGGUCGUACAGCUUGGCCGCAACCCAUUAUGCCUAUGAGCUUGAAACAGUGCGGCUGACCGAACAGGAUGUCCAUGGUCUAUUUCAGGAAUUCUUCUCAUACUAUCACCCAUUCCUCCCUUUCCUAAACGAGCACCAGUCACCUGACCUGUACUAUCAACAACAUGCUCUACUAUUCUGGACAAUCAUUGCCAUUGCUUCUCGGCGCUAUCCUAAUAAACCCAGUAUAUUACAUGAGCUUUCAAGCGGACCCCUAAAUCGACUACUCUGGGGCACGGUAGGCGAUGUUCCCAACAGUUAUUUCGUCGUCAAGGCUCUUUGCCUGUUAUGUACGUGGCCCCUGCCGACAAGUACUACGACGGCGGAUCCAACUCAUAUAUUAUGCGGUGUUAUGAUGAAGGCCGCAACGGGUAUCGGCCUACAUAGACCUAAUCAUACCCAGGAUUUCUCCCGCGUCUCCGUCGAGCUCAAUAAAGACCAACUUCAUGAUCGAGUAACCACCUGGGCCGUUUGCAACAUUGUUGCUCAGUCGAUCGGAACAGGUUAUGGUCAGCCGGCAACUACGCUCUAUGACUGGACGCUCGCUAUUCGCCCCGGUGAAGACGGCCCUUUUACCCUUUCACCCGAACUUGAGGCUAGGUUGAGGAUUGAGAGGUUUUGUGACAAAGUCUCCAAAGAAAUGUACAGUAACGCAAGCGACCCUAGAGGCGUGGCUGGUGACGAACAUAGAGCGAUGCUGAUGCGGGUGUAUCGUCGCGACUUUCAAGAAUUACAAGCAUCAAUACUUUCGCAGCGUCUCUCGCCAAUAGUGGAAGUUCAUUUGACUGCUGCUAACGUGCACCUUCGCCUUGCCGGAUUCUUCGAUGCGAGUAGCACGCCCGGUUAUAUGGAUGAUCUUAUGGGCCUAUGGCGAGCCAUCACAAGCUUUCUGGAUCUCUUGUUCCUGGACUCGAAUCAGCACAUCUUAUUGUACGCCACUAAUUACAUCCAGCAGAUGCUCGUCGCUGCCGGGUUCGCUUUGUUGAAGUUGAUGAGGUCAUUCUUUGCAAAGACGAUAGACUUUGAGAGAGGACGCACUCUCUUUCAUAGGACUAUUCAAGCGAUUCGUUCCACAAGCGUACUAGAUAAUGAUCUACAAUGGCGACUAGCAGAACUCAUGGUCCAGAUGUGGAACGGCGCCCGAAUCGACAAAAGCAAUACAUUUCACGACGACGAUAGUUCUCUUCUCAUAGACGAUAGCCUGCAACUGAAGGUGCGAUGUAGACACAGCAUGAGUCUCGUCUUUGAUUCUAUAUGGCGUUGGAGGGAAGAGUAUCAAGCUCAAGGACGUGGUACGCUCGAUGCUCUCAAGCAGCCAACUAACCCGGACUCGGCUAACGAGUCUUCAGCAUCUUCUACCCACAUGGAUAGCACACUCUUACCCCAUAAUAACUUAGCGAACCUAACGUCCAUAACGACGACGACUAAUGGUGGAAUCACGCCGACAGCAAACCACGGCCUGGGUGCCGGUGCGAGUAGCAUGAUCGGAAUAGGCUACGGAAGCGACGCCAACUACGAUUUCUUCGAUCCUCAACACUGGAUGCUUGACGGCUUGUUAGAUUUCAACUACACGUUUGCCCAACCACUAGAAGGCAUGUAG
Molecule: messenger RNA, 2184 nt
Organism: Hypoxylon fragiforme
Lineage: Eukaryota; Fungi; Ascomycota; Sordariomycetes; Xylariales; Hypoxylaceae
Exons: 3
Coding region: 1-2184 (727 amino acids)
Biological process (GO): DNA-templated transcription; regulation of DNA-templated transcription
Cellular component (GO): nucleus
Molecular function (GO): transcription cis-regulatory region binding; DNA-binding transcription factor activity, RNA polymerase II-specific; zinc ion binding
Source: RefSeq, a predicted model, not a curated record